Amaranthus tricolor (Joseph's coat) is the source of this 1058-nucleotide messenger RNA. RefSeq names its product mitochondrial inner membrane protease ATP23-like. Gene Ontology annotation, biological process: mitochondrial proton-transporting ATP synthase complex assembly; mitochondrial protein processing. The transcript has 2 exons. NCBI's taxonomy places the organism in Eukaryota, Viridiplantae, Streptophyta, Magnoliopsida, Caryophyllales, Amaranthaceae. Gene Ontology annotation, cellular component: extrinsic component of mitochondrial inner membrane. The record is from RefSeq and is a predicted model, not a curated record. Gene Ontology annotation, molecular function: metalloendopeptidase activity. Bases 163 to 756 code for a protein of 197 amino acids.
GAAAAAUGUUGUGAUUAUUAGAAAGGUUUCGACUUUCGAGAGAGUCCGACAAAACUUGGGAGAGUUAACUAAAAGCCGCAUCCAAACUCUUUCUACUCGCCAUUUUCCUACCUUGCCUCCCGCGUUCUCCUGGUCUUCUCAGUAGCAGAACCAAACGCCUUAAUGGAAGGUAAAGUGGCUGAUUCCGAAAGGGCUACAGGUAGUUACUCAGCGGAGGUUUAUGGUAAUGGGGUCACUGUAGAAGACUGCCAAAAGAUGAUCGAGAGAAGCUUGCGAACUCCCACGGUGAAAUUUUUGAUGGAGCAUUUGCAAAAAUCAGGGUGCAACAUGCCACAUAACUUCGUAAAAGCUGAGAAGUGUGACCAGAAUGUUAGUGGCGGUUAUAGUCGUGGUAAAGGGAUAAUAGUAUGUAACAAUCAUGUUAACAUACAAGAUGAGGUGAAUCAAGUUGUGAUCCAUGAGCUAAUACAUGCUUAUGAUGAUUGUACGGCUAAAAACAUGAAAUGGGAGAAUUGUGCUCAUCACGCUUGUAGUGAAAUUCGCGCUGGCCAUUUGAGUGGUGAUUGCCACUUCAAGCGAGAGCUAUUGCGUGGAUACAUGAAGAUGCGGGGCCAUGAACAAGAUUGCGUGAAGAGGAGAGUAAUGAGAUCACUGGCGCUAAAUCCUUUUUGCUCCGAAACAGCUGCAAAGGAUGCAAUGGAAGCUGUUUGGGAUACUUGUUACAAUGAUACACGGCCCUUCGACAGAGCUCCUUGACCGAUCUACUUGCUUUCUCGGCUUCAGGUCAAGCACAUCCACUUCGUCUAAGGUGAUCGACUUUCAUGUCGUCAUGUCGAUUUCUUAGGAACUUCACGUUGAACUUAUGUCUAGAAUGAGAUUUCAAAUUUUUAAGCCUGUUGGGCCCUUUAUAGUGAUGCCCAAGCUUGCAAGCCUAGCUCAUUAAGUAAAAAUAUGAUGAUUUUGCCCAGUAAGACUUGCACAGGCCAAUUUCGGUGUAUUUUGAAUCUAAAAAUAUACAUUAAUGUGUUUUUGAUUACUAAUUAUAAAUUUUAUAUAUA